AUGAAGCUGCAGGCCGUGAUGGAGACGCUCCUGCAGCGGCAGCAGCGGGCACGCCAGGAGCUGGAGGCCCGGCAGCCGCCGCCGCCACCCCCCGAGCCCGCGGCCGGGCCCCCGGCCCGUGCCAGGGCCGCCCCGGACGAGGACAGGGAGCCUGAGAGCGCCCGGAUGCAGCGGGCGCAGAUGGCCGCGCUGGCCGCCAUGCGAGCCGCCGCCGCCGGCCUCGGCCACGCGCCCAGCCCAGGCAGCUCCGAGGAUGGGCCCCCCGGCUCAGAGGACGAGGACGUGGCCCCAGAGGGGGCACCAGGCUCUCCCCCCGCACCCGGCCGAGGCAGGGAGGCGGCCGGCCUCCCCGAAGGUGAUGGCCACUUCGAGGGCUCCGACGAUGACCUGAAGCCGAAGUGGGAGGAGGAAGAGGAGGAGCUGGAGGAGGAUCUGGGAGACGAGGACGAGGACGAGGACGAGGACUACGAGGACGAGGGGGGGCUCGGGCCCCCCGGCUCCGCCGGCCCGGGCCCCGCAUCCUUGUUUCCCCGCAAGGCCCAGCCGCUGCAGGCGUACCGCGGCGAUGGCGGGCCCCGGGCUCUGGGCGGCCAGGAGCGCCCGGGGGCUGGCCCGGCCCUCCCCGGAGGGGCUGCCCACGCAGUGCCACAGCUGCAGCCGCCGGACCACGGGGACUGGACGUACGAGGAGCAGUUCAAGCAGCUCUACGAACUGGACGGGGACCCCAAGAGGAAGGAGUUCCUGGAUGACUUGUUCAGCUUCAUGCAGAAGCGAGGGACGCCCGUGAACCGCAUCCCCAUCAUGGCCAAACAGGUGCUUGACCUGUUCAUGCUGUACGUGCUGGUGACGGAGAAGGGCGGCCUGGUGGAGGUCAUCAACAAGAAGCUGUGGCGGGAGAUCACCAAGGGCCUCAACCUGCCCACGUCCAUCACCAGUGCCGCCUUCACGCUGCGCACCCAGUACAUGAAGUACCUGUACCCCUACGAGUGUGAGAAGCGUGGCCUCAGCAACCCCAAUGAGCUCCAGGCAGCCAUCGACAGCAACCGGAGGGAGGGCCGGCGCCAGAGCUUUGGGGGCUCCCUCUUCGCCUACUCACCGGGCGGGGCCCACAGCAUGCUCUCCUCGCCCAAGCUCCCUGUGUCCUCCCUGGGCCUGGCCGCCAGCACCAACGGCAGCUCCAUCACCCCAGCCCCCAAGAUCAAGAAAGAGGAGGACUCGGCCAUCCCCAUCACGGUCCCCGGCCGCCUGCCAGUCUCCCUGGCAGGUCACCCCGUGGUGGCAGCCCAGGCAGUAGCGGCCCAGGCAGCCGUGGCGGCACAGGCAGCCGCCCUGGAGCAGCUCCGGGAGAAGCUGGAGUCUGGGGAGCCUCCUGAGAAGAAGAUGGCCCUGGUGGCAGAGGAACAGCAGCGGCUCAUGCAGCGAGCGCUACAGCAGAACUUUCUGGCCAUGACGGCCCAGCUGCCUAUGAGCAUCCGGAUCAACAGCCAAGGCUCUGAGAGCCGCCAGGACUCAGCUGCGAACCUGACCAACACCAAUGGCAGCAACAGUAUUAGCAUGUCAGUAGAGAUUAAUGGAAUCAUGUACACAGGAGUGCUGUUCGCCCAGCCGCCGGCCCCCACGCCACCCUCAGCUCCCAGCAAAGGCGGAGGUGGCAGCAGCCGGGGAGCAAACAGCGGGACCAGCAGCAGCGCAGGCAGCCAGGCGGGGCCAGCAGGGUUGUCUGCACCCCCCGCAUCUUCUACCUCAAAUAACUCAUUGCCUUAACCGCUACACUCCUCACCCUGGGAGCCCACCAGACGGGUCAGGGGGUCCA
This is a messenger RNA of Lagenorhynchus albirostris (white-beaked dolphin), 1813 nucleotides long. It is a transcript of the gene ARID3A, whose product is annotated as AT-rich interaction domain 3A. Gene Ontology annotation, molecular function: DNA binding. Bases 1 to 1764 code for a protein of 587 amino acids. Gene Ontology annotation, cellular component: nucleus. Gene Ontology annotation, biological process: regulation of transcription by RNA polymerase II. Lineage: Eukaryota; Metazoa; Chordata; Mammalia; Artiodactyla; Delphinidae. The record is from RefSeq and is a predicted model, not a curated record. The transcript has 8 exons.